This is a messenger RNA of Parasteatoda tepidariorum (common house spider), 2768 nucleotides long. It is a transcript of the gene Rab21, whose product is annotated as RAS oncogene family member Rab21. Gene Ontology annotation, molecular function: GTP binding; GTPase activity. The record is from RefSeq and is a predicted model, not a curated record. Gene Ontology annotation, biological process: Rab protein signal transduction. NCBI's taxonomy places the organism in Eukaryota, Metazoa, Arthropoda, Arachnida, Araneae, Theridiidae.
UCUUAACCGCUAAUCUUGUACAAAUGAAAAUUGUGAUACAAGCUAGUCUCUUUCGUUUUACAAGCUUAUUAAAAAUAAAUAAUUAUUUUGAUAGUGUAAAUUAUUUGUUUAUUUGAUGAGGUGUUUUAUUAAAUUUUUUAAAAGCAACGCUCUAGUCUUGUGUUUAUACCUCAUACUCUAAAUUGUUAAAUUUAUUUAGUUGAUUCAUCUUGUAAAUAGGUGUCAUACGCUAGAAAUCCAAUUAUGAAAAUUACUGUCUUGUACAUUGUAUCGAAAGUUUGAGAAUUCGUAAUCGCUUUUUAAAAUUAAAAGAGAAUUUCGAAAACAGAAUAUAUUGUCUGAACAAAAUGGCCAGUAAUUCUUCUUCUGGGCGUAGUUUUUCGUUUAAAGUUGUACUCUUAGGUGAAGGCUGUGUAGGUAAAACUUCAUUAGUUCUUAGAUAUGUCGAAAAUAAAUUUAAUGAAAAGCACUUCAGCACUCUCCAAGCUUCCUUUCUGAACAAAAAGCUAAAUAUUGCUGGCAAAAAAGUUAACCUGGCCAUAUGGGAUACAGCUGGACAGGAAAGAUUCCAUGCAUUAGGACCAAUAUAUUACAGAGAUAGCAAUGGGGCGAUUCUUGUUUAUGAUAUAACAGAUGAAGACUCUUUCAAAAAGGUCAAAAAUUGGGUAAAAGAGCUAAGAAAAAUGUUGGGGGAAGAUGUUUGUCUUUGUAUUGCUGGUAAUAAAAUGGACUUGGAAAAAGAUAGAGCUGUACCUGUUGGUGAAGCUGAAUCAUAUGCUGCAUCUGUGAAAGCAAAACAUUUCAUGACUUCAGCCAAGCAGAACCGAGGAAUUGAAGAGCUGUUUCUAGAUUUGACACGAAGAAUGAUUGAAGUUUCUGAAGCUAAUGAUCAACAUGCCAAUAGUUUGGGAAGAGGAAGUACUCAAAGAAGAAAUGUAGUAAUAGUAGAUGAUGAACCGCAACAGCAAAGAUCUGGUUGUUGUGGUGGUGGGUGAUGAAUUGCAAAAGUAUACCAUUAACAUUUGCUGCUGAUUGAAAACUCUAAAUAAAUCACAUCUUCAAAUUCAAAUACAGCUGUUCUAAAUAUAUAUUAUGUAUGUAUGUGGAAUUGUUAAAUUUUUACCACUGACACAUAUGGAACUAUUUCAAGAAUUUAUGUCAUGAAACUUGGUAUCAUUCAAAUUGUAUAAAACAGGUACUUUUUAUUGCCAUUAUCUGUAUUCCAACUUGGUUUACAUUAUGCUCUAAAAGUUACUCUAUAGUAAUAUUUAAUUCUUUUGUACAUGAAAUAUAACUUUUAUAUAUAAAUUGAUAAUGCAUCUUUAUUUCCAUUUUUAAAAAUCUUCCACCUUAAAAUUGUAAAAUUUUAAUUUGUUAAAUGCUGCUUGAAUUACUUUGCUCAGACGAUAAUAUGUAUCUGAUUGUAUUUAACUCACAAAUGAGUAUGAGAGAACUGUUAAAAUAAAUUUCAAAACCAAGGGUGUAAAAAAUGUCAAUAAAUCUAAACAAAAUAAUCUUUUUACUAGUGCAAAACUUUCUGUAAAUUGUGUGUGUUGUUGAAAUGUUUAACAAUAUAAUGUAAUUAAAUCAGAAACCUCCAUCUGAUAAAAUCAGAGCAGUUUUCUUAAAAGUAUUAAAAAAGGUGAUAUUGUGAUUUAAAGAAUUUUCUACUUUUUUUCUACUACUCAGAUGCUAUUGUUUGUUUCUUAGCAUAAAAGUAGAGUUCUUUUUGUUAGUUUUUGAGCUUUAUCUACCAAAGGUAUAGUCUGCCCACAUAAAGAACUCUCACCACAAAGUCCGCCUGGUGCUGUGGAAACAAGAAAUGGCACGUUUCAAAGAGGGGGAGCUUUAAUAUAGACUAGAGAAAAAUAAUUCUUUUAUCUGAGCAAUGCGAGCCAAAUCCUGUAUUAAAUAUUUACUAAAUAUCCCUACUUCAAAUAGUUAAACCUCAUAACCAUAAUCAACACUACUGCUCUAGAAAAAUGUUAAGGGAAGUUCUUUACAUAGACAGACUAUACACAAGUUUGCCAAUUACUAUGGGAACAAAAUCAAUGUGGAGAAACAGUGUUUCAACAGUCAUUAUUCUUUCUUUUUUUUCCUUCAAAUUGUCCCAUUUAGUUUUCUAAGAGUAUGGUGAAGAGUUUUUAAACCCUUUGAGAGAAUUUAAAAACUUCUGUUUGUAAUACAGUGAAAUCUGUAAGUUGAUCAUUUGUAGCUCAACAUUUUGAUUGUCUACUUACACAAGUGGCCAUCUUAUAACAGGGAGAUUUUCUUUUUCCUAAUUUGAUUUAAAAAAAGUCAACUUACAAAGGUAAUUGUCUUAACAGAUUUCACUGUAUCAUAUUUGAUCAAAGGUAGCCUAAAAAUAAAUAUUUUUCUAUUAUUACUCUAAGGGGAGGGAUUUAUAUUAUAUUGUAAUUUGUAAAAAUAAAAACUUCCGAUAGAAAUUGUAUUACCUCUUUUAUACAUAGGGUUUGUUAUUUUGUUUGAUGACAUGAAAUCUGUAAGCAAUUAUGAAGUGCCACAUAAUUAAGGCAAAAGCUUUAUAAGUGAAUGUUUAGCUUUUUCUGUAUAUUAAGGUUCCUGAUAAUUAUUUAAGAUAUUAUUCAUUAAUGAUUUAAUGUUUAUUCUCUUGCAAAUGAUUGUAAAAAGUGUUGUAGUUGUUUUAUUCUUAACCACACAUUUUGGUUGAACAUUACUUGUAAAAUAUGAUUAAACAAAUUUCUAUAUAAAUAUAUAUAUAUCAAUAAAUUUAAACUUAAAAAUUU